Messenger RNA from Acanthosepion pharaonis, 957 nucleotides. NCBI's taxonomy places the organism in Eukaryota, Metazoa, Mollusca, Cephalopoda, Sepiida, Sepiidae. The record is from the annotation of a GenBank genome assembly.
AUGCUCGACGCUGACUCGGUGUUGCGGAGUAUAUGGCAGUGGAAAUACAUCAUUACCGACCUGACGAGUGUCUUUCGUCAGAUACCUUUUUUACGUUUGUCCCUAAAAUACUGCAGUAUAGUCACUCCUUUUCGUGGUAGUCGGUUAGUGGUAAAUAAAGCCAUCCUUCUACCCGUACAAAGCGACGAAUUGCGGAUCGUAACUGACGGAUCUGUAAGCAAGCGCGGACUCGGUGCUACUCAUUAUGCCUCGCGCAGAGAAGAAGCGGCAAAGCAGUUGGCGGGAACUACACUGACAACAACGUCCGUCCAUCUUCAGACGGAAUAUAUGGGGACUAGAAGGACGAAAGUGACUGUCCAUGGAGUGCUGGUGGCCAUCAACAGAGAUCAGCUGGGGGACAUUUUUGCCCGAUAUAGCGAGGUGGAGGAUAUCUUAGCAACAAUCAGUAAAGCCGGAAUUGCCACUGGUGACUUUUUCAUCCAGGUGAUAUUGACGCUCAAAAGUUUCAGGAAGAUCCCCCAACAUGUUGAUGUGCCGGAUAAAAUGAUACCUGUGGUCGUGGAAAGCCGUCGUCCUUACUGUUCUUGUGGUGCCUCAGAACACAUAUCUAAAGCGUGCCUCAGCCUAAACAAGCAGCAGUUGCGGAAGUGUCCGGCAAGGCCCCCGAUGUUAAUUGGAGGGGGUAGCCAGGAAAGGACGGAGUCGGCAAGCAAAAACUGCCCCCCCGCCCAACUCAACAGGAGGUCCCACAGCAACAACAACCCCAGGAACGACCGGAGCCUGAAAAGCUGCACCACCCGCUGUCGCACAUUUCCAGCUAAUAAACAGCAGCAUAUGGCUCCACCUCCUAUAGCACAAAUACUGCCUCCCACACCUUCCAAAAUGACUACCCUUAAGAAGGCUCUCAGUCCCAAAUCCUUAGCCCAGAAAAAAACCUACUCCUUCCCAUACCCCUAA